Messenger RNA from Cicer arietinum (chickpea), 1112 nucleotides. Its product is annotated as photosystem I chlorophyll a/b-binding protein 5, chloroplastic. Gene Ontology annotation, cellular component: membrane. Gene Ontology annotation, biological process: photosynthesis, light harvesting. The record is from RefSeq and is a predicted model, not a curated record. Lineage: Eukaryota; Viridiplantae; Streptophyta; Magnoliopsida; Fabales; Fabaceae.
AACGUUUAUCAAUUAUCAUCCAACUAUCUGAUCUCAUUGGAUAAGUGGGCCCAUGUUUUUUUCCCUUUUCCUGUGAACUAAAACAAUGUAAAUAUACAUGUGGUUGUGAAAUUAGCAAUUUUGAACCCUUGUUCUGUCGUCCUCGGAUAGGAGCAGGCAAACAGAAUACCAAUGGUUUCAACAAUAGGAAGAAGCUUUAAUUUUCAGCCAUGCUUCUUAUUCAAUAGCAAGACCGUCGAUAAAUCAUUAACAGCAAGAGGACACUCCUGGCUUUGGCCAACUGCUGCAGGAGUAGGAGCCACUGCACCUGAUAGGCAAAUUCGUGCAGCAGCGGAACAGCGACCCACAUGGCUCCCAGGACUAGAUCCCCCAACUUAUCUUGAUGGAACUCUGGCUGGAGAUUAUGGGUUCGACCCACUUGGGCUUGGAGAGGAUCCUGAAAGCUUAAAGUGGUAUGUGCAAGCAGAGUUGGUUCAUGCUCGUUUUGCAAUGCUUGGUGUCUUGGGAAUUCUAGUCACAGAUCUACUUCGCGUUGCAGGAAUUAGUAAGAUACCGGUUUGGUUUGAAGCUGGUGCAGUAAAAUACGAGCUUGCCAACACGGGAACGCUCGUCAUUGUUCAACUACUAUUGAUGGGGUUUGCUGAAACAAAAAGGUACAUGGAUUUUAUUAAUCCUGGAUCUCAAGCUAAGGACGGUUCCUUCUUUGGAUUGGAAGCUUCGCUAGAAGGCUUAGAACCAGGGUACCCUGGGGGUCCUCUGCUAAAUCCUCUUGGCUUAGCUAGAGACAUUAAAAGUGCUCAUGACUGGAAGCUUAAAGAGAUCAAGAACGGGCGACUUGCAAUGGUGGCAAUACUUGGCAUCUUUAUACAAGCUUCAGUGACACAUGUUGGACCAAUUGAUAACCUUGUGGAGCAUCUCUCCAAUCCCUGGCAUAAAACUAUUAUUCAGACCCUUGCAAGUUCUAGUUCUUAGUUUUUGAGAAGUACCUGUAUUAGUUUUAUGGAACUUAUACUUGAUUCAUAAAACCAAAUUCUUUCUUUCAGCUUUGGGAAAUGACCUUAAAAGUGUUUUCCCUUUUAUUUUAUAUAACGUCUCAAAGCAACUCAUGCCAA